Penicillium daleae is the source of this 1680-nucleotide messenger RNA. RefSeq names its product RNA-processing protein NOP58 (gene nop58). NCBI's taxonomy places the organism in Eukaryota, Fungi, Ascomycota, Eurotiomycetes, Eurotiales, Aspergillaceae. Gene Ontology annotation, cellular component: small-subunit processome; box C/D methylation guide snoRNP complex. Gene Ontology annotation, molecular function: snoRNA binding. The record is from RefSeq and is a predicted model, not a curated record. Bases 1 to 1680 code for a protein of 559 amino acids. The transcript has 4 exons.
AUGUCGCUUUUCAUCCUUACCGAAACCAGCGCAGGUUACGCCCUGCUGAAGUCCAAGGACAAGAAGCUCUUCAAGCGGGAGUCUCUCCCCGAGGAUGCUAACACUGCCGAGGGCAUCUCUAACCUCUUCAAGUUGAAGAACUUCAAGAAGUUCGACAGCGCUGCUACCGCUGUGGAGGAGGCUGCGUCCAUCAUUGAGGGCAAGGACGAGAAGAAGGCUUCUCUGGCCGUUGCCGACGUCAAGCUUGGAAAUGCGAUUAGCAAGGUGCCUGGACUCUCCCUCGAGCUCAUUGCCGACUCAUCCACCGCCGAUGCCUUCCGUGCCAUUCGUGAGAACUUGAUCACCAUCAUUCCCGGCCUUGCUCCCAGUGAUAUGUCUGCCAUGUCCCUUGGUCUGUCCCACUCUCUCGCCCGCCACAAGCUCAAGUUCUCCCCCGAUAAGAUCGACACUAUGAUCGUCCAGGCCAUCGGUCUGCUGGAUGACCUCGACAAGGAGCUCAACACCUACGCCAUGCGUGUGAAGGAGUGGUACGGCUGGCACUUCCCCGAGCUGGCUAAGAUCCUGAACGACAACAUUGCCUACUCCAAGCUUGUCCUGAAGAUGGGCAUGCGCACCAACUGGGAGACCACUGACCUCGCCGAGAUUCUGCCCGAGGAGAUUGAGGGUGCCGUCAAGACUGCUGCUGAUCGCUCCAUGGGUACUGAGAUCAGCGAGGAGGAUCUUGAGAACAUCCAGGCUCUUGCCACUCAGGUUGUUGAGUUUUCUGACUACCGCCAGCGUCUUGCCAGCUAUCUCUCCUCCCGUAUGAACGCGAUUGCUCCCAACUUGACUGCCCUGGUUGGUGAUCUCGUUGGUGCCCGCCUCAUUGCCCACGCUGGUAGCUUGACCAGCCUUUCCAAGAGCCCCGCCAGUACCAUUCAGAUUCUGGGUGCCGAGAAAGCGCUCUUCCGUGCCCUCAAGACUAAGCACGACACUCCCAAGUAUGGUCUGAUCUACCACGCUUCUCUGAUCGGCCAGGCUACCGGCCGCAACAAGGGCAAGAUGGCCCGUAUCCUCGCCGCCAAGGCCUCCCUUGGUAUCCGUGUGGAUGCUCUGGCUGAGUGGGAUGAGGAUGUCACUGAGGAGGAGAAGGCUGCUCUUGGUACCGAGGCUCGCUUCAACUUGGAGCGCAAGCUUGCUGCCAUGGAGGGCAAGCCCAUCAAACCCCGCGGUGUUAACAUUGCCCCCAACGGCGCUGCUCAGCCCCAGAAGUUCGAUCUGAAGGAGGCCCGCAAGUACAACCCCGAUGCCGAUGCCCUGGCCGACGAGGUUGAGGAGCCCACAUCUGCCAAGAAGUCCAAGAAGGACAAGAAGAAGAAGCUGGUCGAGGACGUUGAUGAGGAUGAGGAUAUGGAGGAUGCUGACUCCGAUGAUGAGCCCCAAGCCAAUGGCACUGAGGACUCUGAGCUCGAGAAGCUCGCCGCCAAGGCUGGUCUCAGUGUCAAGCGAUACCAGCGCAAGUUGGAGCGGGGUGAGAUCACUUUCGAUGAUGCCGGCAACCCAACGGCAGUCAGCAAGAAAGAUCUGAAGAAGGCCAAGAAGGAGGCCAAGAAGGCCGACAAGGAGGAUGGCAAGAAGCGCAAGCGUGAUGACGGUGAUGACAGCGAGAAAAAGAAGAAGAAGAAGAGCAAGGGCGAGUAA